Molecule: messenger RNA, 989 nt
Organism: Trichomonas vaginalis G3
Lineage: Eukaryota; Parabasalia; Trichomonadida; Trichomonadidae
Product: organellar and viral DNA polymerase type B
Exons: 1
Biological process (GO): DNA replication
Molecular function (GO): DNA-directed DNA polymerase activity; DNA binding; nucleotide binding
Source: RefSeq, a predicted model, not a curated record
AUGUUUAACUUACAAACAGGACCGAAAGAAGUAUUUCCAUAUAACUACUACAGCAGUGUUUUGUUAGCAAAUGACAACAGAACUGGUGUCAUUUCUGAAGCAUGUAAGUUUAUCCAUGAUGCAGAUACAUUUAUGAAGAACAUAGAUUCCAUCAAAGGUUGCAGAAUAGAUGAAAACCACUUCGACUUAGAAAAAUAUAGCACGUUUUACUGCAAACAAGAUGUAAGAAUUUUAAGAGAAGGUUUUGUAAAGUUCCGCAAUGACUUAUUGAAAGAGUUUGAUUUAAACGUUUAUGACUACGUUAGUAUUUGUUCUAUUGCUAACAAAUUGUUUGAGAACAGAGUAUACUUCCCGAAUGGAAAUCUUUAUGACCUCUCAAAUAAACCAAGAGAAUUUAUUUCGAGAUGCAUUCAAGGUGGAAGAUGUAUGUUGUCAGAUAACAUGAAACAAAAGAGCAAAAAGAAACUCAUUGCUGACUUCGACACUGUUUCAUUAUAUCCUUCAGCUAUAGCAAGACUUUAUACUUUAGAAGGUAUUCCAAAAGUAUUGAAGGAUGAGAUGUUAAGCACAGAGUAUCUCAUGAGACAUUUAUUCGAUGAUGACCAAAAGGAACCCAUUGGUGAAAAGUUUAUGUCUGGCUUCUUUGUUCUCAUUAAGAUAACAGAGAUUGGUAUACCCAGACACUUUCAUUUAAUAGUUUGCGACCCUGAACUAAAUCCAGAACUUAACGUUCCAAGAAGUUCAAACACUUGCUGUCUCAUGUAUGUUGACCAUAUAACAUUACAAGACCUCAUAAAAUAUCAAGGUGUCAAAUGUGAAGUGUUGCAAGGAUACUAUUACGAUGGAAACAGAGAUAUGAGAAUAAGAGAUGAAGUAAAGAAGUUGUUUGAGUUAAGGUUAAAGUAUAAGAAAGAAGAAAACCCCUUACAAGAAAUUAUAAAACUCAUUCUGAACAGCAUUUAUGGCAAAACUAUUCUAUCUCCUAUUGA